UAAUUCCCAAGAAAUUAAACAAUGGAAUCGGAGAAGACAGACCAAGCGGUGCUGAUCGGAAGCUGGUACGCCUCCUACACCAACAGGGUGGAAGUAGCCCUCAAGAUCAAGGGCAUACCCUACGAGUACAUAGAGGAAGAUACCACCAACAAGAGCGAGCUCCUCCUCCGCCACAACCCGGUCCACAAACAAGUCCCCGUGCUUGUGCACAACGGCCGUCUGGUCGCAGAGUCGCUGGUGAUACUCAAGUACAUUGACGAACAAUGGAGCCGCGGGCCCAGACUGUUGCCUGAGGAUCCUUACCACAGGGCCAAGGUACGGUUCUGGGCCAACUUUUACAAUGAAAAGAUCAAGGCUGGAGGCUAUUCGAUAAUCAAGUCAAGAGGCAAGGACCGAGACAAGGCCAUCGAUGACUACAUGGAGCUGCUCAAAGUGUUCGUAGAAGGUAUCCAGAGGGACUUCCCGUCGAAAUCCCUGUUCCACGAGGGGGAGAGCUUGGGCCAUCUUGGGAUAGUAGUGGGAGCAAAUGCGGGCAACUACGAGGCCUUCAAUGAGGCCUUUGGGCUUGAGGUGGGUCCACACAACUCCCCAGCAUUCUUCUCUUGGGUCGAUGCCCUUAAGGAUCAUCCAGUGAUGAAGGAGACCCUCCCACCUCCCCACAAGCUCGUUGCCAAGCUUAAGAAGAGCCUUCCAGUCUCCUAG
Messenger RNA from Punica granatum (pomegranate), 702 nucleotides. The record is from RefSeq and is a predicted model, not a curated record. Lineage: Eukaryota; Viridiplantae; Streptophyta; Magnoliopsida; Myrtales; Lythraceae.